AGGUUAAGUUCUACUAUUUCCCUCUCAUUUUAAGCACGCCUUGUUUUCCAAUCUCCCCGCACCCUCGAUAAUUUUUUACUAGAACUAGACAGAAAUUUUUCAAAAAUGGCUGUUUCAUCUCUCUCCUUCACCCUAAUCUCCAAAACACCCAAAAUCUCUCCUCCCAAAGGUUUUAGUUUCACUACCCUCACUAUAUCACCAAAUCCCCGCCUUAAAAUCAAUCCCAUUUUCAGACCCUCCACUAUCACCCUCUUCCUACCAAAACAGAAACCCAAUGUCAAAACUCAAUUCAAAUCCCAUAUCCGCGGCCUCUUCACAGGAAUCGUCGAAGAAAUGGGCGAAAUCAAGCAAUUGGGUAUCGCUGAAAAUGGUGGAUUCGACAUGAGAAUCGGCGCCAAGACUGUUCUUGAAGGCGUAAACCUCGGCGAUAGCAUUGCCGUGAACGGUACCUGCCUUACGGUGACGGAAUUCGACACCAAAUUGUCUGAAUUUAGCGUCGGAUUAUCGCCCGAGACUCUGCGAAAAACAUCAUUGAUCGAGCUCGAACCGGGCUCAGUCGUGAAUUUGGAGCGGGCGGUGCAGCCCACGAGCCGAAUGGGCGGGCAUUUCGUACAGGGGCAUGUGGAUGGGACGGAGAUAGUGGCAAAGGAGCCUGAGGGGGAUUCCUUGUGGAUUAAAGUAAGAACGGGGAAGGAGUUGUUAAAAUAUAUCGUGCCCAAGGGAUUUAUAGCGGUGGAUGGGACGAGUUUGACGGUGGUUGAUGUGUUUGAUGAGGAGGGCUGCUUUAAUUUCAUGUUGGUGGCUUAUACUCAGCAGAACGUGGUGAUUCCUUUGAAGAAAGUUGGGCAGAAGGUCAACUUGGAGGUGGAUAUACUGGGGAAGUACGUGGAGAGGCUGCUUAGCUCUGGUUUUGUUGAGUCUAUUAGAUCUUCAUGAAAAAAGGUACUCACUUAUGGUUUUGUUUCAGUUAAUGUAUCAUUGUCUGAUAUAAUGUAUGUUGUUAUUGUUUGAAUAAGGAAGACGGAAUUUUGAUUGA
Juglans microcarpa x Juglans regia is the source of this 1036-nucleotide messenger RNA. Its product is annotated as riboflavin synthase. Gene Ontology annotation, molecular function: riboflavin synthase activity. Gene Ontology annotation, biological process: riboflavin biosynthetic process. The record is from RefSeq and is a predicted model, not a curated record. NCBI's taxonomy places the organism in Eukaryota, Viridiplantae, Streptophyta, Magnoliopsida, Fagales, Juglandaceae.